CUGGAGUGGUAGAGCUGUUCCCAGUGGCGUGUCAGCUGGAAAUUAUUGGACGAGGCAACUUUUGACUUUCAUCCGAAAGUGAUCUGAUUUUAUUUCUUCAAAUAUUCGCUGUUUUCUGCGUGCAAAUGGCUUCUUCUGAUGUGGCUCGACAGAUGGACAAGAACGCCCGUCUUCUGGCUCUAUCGGGACACGUCGGGUUCGACAGUCUGCCCGAUCAACUGGUCAACAAGUCCACGAGCCAGGGCUUCUGCUUCAACAUCCUGUGCAUCGGUGAAACUGGGAUCGGUAAAUCCACGCUGAUGGACACGCUCUUCAACACCAACUUCGAGAACUUCGAGUCGUCUCAUUUUGAGCCGAAGGUGAAGCUGCGAGCGCAGACGUACGAUCUCCAGGAGAGUAACGUUCGUCUGAAGCUCACCGUGGUGAACACCGUGGGCUUCGGCGAUCAGAUGAACAAACAAGAGAGUUACCAGCACAUCGUGGACUACAUCGACACACAGUUCGAGUCGUACUUACAGGAGGAGCUGAAGAUCAAGCGCUCGCUCCACAACUAUCACGACUCCAGGAUCCACGCGUGUCUCUACUUCAUUGCUCCGUCCGGACACUCGCUCAAAUCCCUGGACCUGGUCACCAUGAAGAAACUGGACAGCAAGGUCAACAUCAUCCCCGUCAUCGCUAAAGCCGACACCAUCUCCAAGAGCGAGCUGCACAAGUUCAAGAUCAAGAUCAUGAGCGAGCUGGUGAGCAACGGCGUGCAGAUCUACCAGUUCCCCAUCGACGACGAGAGCGUGGCCAAGAUCAACACGGCCAUGAACGGUCACCUUCCCUUCGCUGUGGUGGGCAGCACGGAGGAGGUGAGCGUCGGGAACAAGAUGGUGAAGGCCAGGCAGUACCCAUGGGGCGUCGUUCAGGUGGAGAACGAGAGUCACUGUGACUUCGUGAAGCUGCGUGAGAUGCUGAUCUGUGUGAACAUGGAGGACCUGCGCGAGCAGACGCACAGCAGACACUACGAGCUCUACAGACGCUGCAAGCUGGAGGAGAUGGGCUUCAGAGACACCGACCCCGAGAGCAAACCCGUCAGUCUUCAGCAGACGUACGAGGAGAAGCGGCAGGAGUUUGUGGGCGAGCUGCAGAGACGAGAGGAAGAGAUGAGACAGACGUUUGUGCAGAGAGUCAAAGAGAAAGAGUCUGAGCUGAAGGAUGCUGAACGAGAGCUGCAGGGGAAGUUCGAGCAGCUGAAGCGGAUGCAUGCGGAGGAGAAGAGUAAGCUGGAGGAGAAGCGCAGGAGUCUGGAGGAGGAGAUGAGUGUCUUCAGCAAGCGCAGAGCUGCCAGCGAGCUCCUGCAGGCGCAGACCUUCAACACCAGCAGCAACAACAAGAAGGACAAGGACCGCAAGAACUCUGGACUCAUGUGAAGGCGACACAGAAACAGCAUUACGGUACUGUAUCACGGACACCUCUGAAGAACUUCACCUCGGUGCCUAAAUACCAAUGGUUUCUUAUGAGCACAAUGCAGAUGUUUAUCACAGAAUAUGAUCUUUUGAGAACGUUAUCUACUAUUUUUACUGGCAAGUGUAUGAUUAUUCUGCUGGAGACUUGUGUUUUUAUGGUUGUGGAGGGCUAAAAACAUUAAUCAGAAAUAUACUAUAGUAGUCUACCACAAAUGUUUACCGUAUUGCAUUUAUUUUCACAUUUUAUACUCAUGUUACAUGUAUUUAUACAGUGUUAUUUUGGGUGAUGUUUUAACCAAAUAAACUUGUAUUUUUCUGCAGACUGUA
Carassius auratus (goldfish) is the source of this 1778-nucleotide messenger RNA. Its product is annotated as septin-8-like. The record is from RefSeq and is a predicted model, not a curated record. Bases 126 to 1415 code for a protein of 429 amino acids. Gene Ontology annotation, molecular function: GTP binding. NCBI's taxonomy places the organism in Eukaryota, Metazoa, Chordata, Actinopteri, Cypriniformes, Cyprinidae. The transcript is spliced from 10 exons.